UCUUUCGAAUUUAUGUUUUUUUUUUUUGGUUUUUUUUAGUUUAAAGUUUAGGGUUUUAGGGUUUAAUGUUUAGAAUUGAUAACAAGUAUGGUUUAUCUUCGAAUUUAUGUUUUUUUUUUUGGUUUUUUUUAGUUUAAAGUUUAGGGUUUUAGGGUUUAAUAAAAUCAGAAGAGCAGAGAAAGUAGUGAUUAGAUUGUAAACAUCUAGUAGUCUAGUGUUUAUCUAGUACUUUGCAUUGACCUUUGGCAUGGCUUCAAAUUGAAUAGUUGAUUUUAUGCAUUCGGAUGCAUAAAUUCUAUGUUAUUACUCAUUAUAUAAGCGUUGUUGCAUAAACUUAUCAUUGCAGAAAAAUGCCCAACUCUGCUAUCAGAAAGUGUGCUCGUGUGCAGUUGAUUAAGAAUGGAAAAAAGAUUGCUGCUUUCGUGCCCAAUGAUGGUUGUUUGAACUUCAUUGAGGAAAAUGAUGAGGUGUUGAUUGCUGGAUUUGGUCGUAAAGGACAUGCUGUGGGAGAUAUUCCUGGAGUCCGAUUUAAGGUUGUCAAGGUUGCUGGUGUCUCUCUUCUAGCUCUGUUCAAGGAAAAGAAGGAAAAACCCAGGUCCUAGGUUAAGGUUGUUGGUUUUGUCUUAAAUUUUGCCUACUCAAAUGAAACUUGUACCGUCUUGAAAUGAAUACUGAGCAUCCUUAAAAAGAGACACCCUCCCCACUUUGUUUUGUGCUCUAUCCGUGUCUAUUCAAGAUGAUUUUCUAUACUCUUAGUUAUUUGCUUAUAUUUCCAAUUGGUUUAUUUACUUCUCUUAUCGAUGUCAUGAAAAUUUCCGGAAUUUAUGUUAACAAGAUCAGCUUUUUAAUGAUCUUGCAUUUAAAAAAAAAAAGGUCUU
Chenopodium quinoa (quinoa) is the source of this 878-nucleotide messenger RNA. RefSeq names its product 40S ribosomal protein S23-2. The transcript is spliced from 2 exons. The record is from RefSeq and is a predicted model, not a curated record. Gene Ontology annotation, molecular function: structural constituent of ribosome. Gene Ontology annotation, biological process: translation. Gene Ontology annotation, cellular component: cytosolic small ribosomal subunit; ribosome. The coding region runs from base 351 to 602 and encodes 83 amino acids. Lineage: Eukaryota; Viridiplantae; Streptophyta; Magnoliopsida; Caryophyllales; Amaranthaceae.